AUGUUAGAUCCACCUGUCACUCUUACUAGACCUCUACCACCUGCUAGAAAAUCAUUCUCAAACAGAAUCAAUCCUAAUUCAACCAAAUCAACUAUCCCUUCAUCAGAUUCAACUUCUCCAAUCCAAUCACCAUCAUCACCUAUCCCAAUCUCAAUCCCAACUCCAACUCCAAAAAUAUCUCAACUCAAUACUUCUUUAUCUGAUUCACCAUUAAAUGUAGCUGCUAGAUUAUUACAACAAAACUUAUUACCCACAGGAACGGUUGAUUUUAAUGGUUGUGGUAGUUUUGCUGAAGCUUGGAGUCAAGAAACAGAUGAACCAGUUCAACCAACGUCCACCACCACCACCAUCACAACUAGUCUUCCUCCUGAUUUUGAUCAUCAACUUAAUGAUGAUGAUGAUGAUCUUCAAGAUUCUCCUAAACCAAUCACUCUUGAAUGGGUUAAUGCCAAGACUCGUGAAGAACUUGAAAACCUUUUGUUGGCGGCUGAUCGGGUGAUACGUGAACGUGAAAGAGACUUGGGUAUUGCUGCUUCGAUUGGUAAAUCGUUACUUGAGAAUAACAUUGCUCUUCGUGCUCGUCAAGAAUCGUUAUUGGCUCAACAUGCUUCGUCACCUCCUACAAGUCGUAUCAUUUCUCGUCGAACGGAUGGCUCAGAGUACAUCGAAGGUCGACCACCUCCUUCACCACACAACACGGUCACUAACCUUGCCAAUGAGCGAGACACACGAUCUGAUACACCUAUCGAUACCUUUCGAUUCCCAACCAAAACCUUAAAUCCACACCAUGAUCAUCGACGUCAUUCAACAUGUUCUAGCAUUUCAUCCAUCACAGGUCCCACUCAAUUCAGAAUCACACCCAAUCAUUUAAACAAUUCACCAUCUAUCUUGAAUAGGUUAUCAGAACAAAACGAAGCAUUAGCCGGAGAAUUAGCAGCCUUGGAAGCCGAAACGUCUGCAUCUGAACAAAAAGGUAAAAGAAGAUUACGUAAAUUGGUCAAAGAAUUAGAUAGUUUACGUGAAGAGUUGAGAGCUACGGAAGAACGAAAUCGAUUGCUUGAAGAAGAACGUGCUCAGAUUGCUUUUCUGGCGGCUAAUCAACGUACCACCACUGAACUUCCUAGACCUUCUAGUUCUGUUCUGAACCAUCUUGAACUUGAACAUCACAACAUGGAACGUAUUCAACACACUAUGAAUCAUAGGAAUGAAAAAGUCAAUUUAGCUUGUGAGGAUGGAAAUGUAGAUCAUAUUCUCACUGAAGAUCGGAACAUUGAUGAACCAAUCAUCAAGUUUUCACACCAAAAAACUUUAUCACACGCUUCAUCCAUCAUGAGUUUAGAUGAUACAACCAUAAUAGCCAGCGAAACGAAUUCCACCGAAAGAGCCUUAGUAUCUCAAUUAUUAUCUAAAAUAUCAGAAUUAGAAGAAUCACAACAAGAGUUUGAUGAAGAGAGAUUAGAAAUGAAAUUCAAGUUGAACAAAGCGAGAGAUGAAGUUGAAAGUUUAAAGAAACAGGUAGAUGAAGUUGAAGAAGAAUUGAAAGAAGUGAGAGAAUUAGAUGGAAUCAAUCAGAGAGGAUUGAUUGGUUGGAAAGAAACUGAUGAUGAUCAUGAUCAUGAUCAUGGAUCGAGUCCGAAUUGGAAAGGUAAACUUUUGAAAAAAGCUCCUGGGAAUCGUAAGAUGAUUGAGAAUCGUAAAAAGUAUAGGAAGAGACAUUGGCCAGCAGUGGAGCAUCACUCAGCUAGUAUUUCGAGUGAAAACGAUACACCUGAUUCUCGACUUUCGAUUGACUCUCACACCUUUUAUCGAGAGGAAUCACCUUCUCCAUCGAUGCGUGGUAGACCAUUAUCAUUCACUCUGACUCAUGCAGAUGCAGAUGAAGAUGAACAUCAACACCAACGACGUAUCCUUCGUACACUUGGUCAUAUCCCUUCGGCUACACCUUCGAUUGGGAGUUCUGAAGAAGGAGAUCAUAGUCUUCGUCUUCGAGCUCCUCCUGCUCAGAUCGGUCGACGUAAAACUAGUCUUUCACAACAAACAUGGGCAGAUGAAGAACCAGAGGAAUCAGAAGAAGAUGAUCAGAAUCAAACCCCUUCACCUACUAGACCACCUACGCGUCUUGGAUAUCCUGAUUCUGGACUUCAAUUAUCAGUUCAAUCUAAGAGUGAUGAUGAAAGUCAAACGUAUCUUGAAAGAAGUCGAUUUGAAAGAUCGAUGAAUGAGAUGGAAUCGUAUGAUGAAUUACAAAGAGCAGUAGCCGAAUUACCAGUAGCAUGGGCAGAUGAUGAUGAAAUCGGACAACCAGAAACGAUGUUAUUGAUCAAUGAUUCGAAACAACAACAACAAGGAAGGGAUCCUAAAUCAUUGAAAUCUGAAACUAAUGAAUGGGUUUAUGAAGUUGAAGAUUCAGAUUUAGAAGAAACAAAUCAAAAGAAGAAGGAUUUAGAAGAUCCAUGGAAAUCAACUAGGUAUCCAUCACAUCGGAUUUCUAAUCAAGCUCAUUUAAAUUUAGAAAAGUAUAGAAGACAUUAUCGAGUCUUGUUGGGAAAAGGACCUAAUAGACCAUUACCUAAUAGUUCAUCAGAUGAUGAAAGAUCGACCGUUUCGAAUUCUCAUACCCAUCAUCAAUCUUCUUCUGAUAGGAAUAGUAGUGUUCAUGAACCUAAUCAAGGACCACUUCGAUCGCCUAGAAUGAAAUCUACUAAGCGAAAAGUGAGUAGAAGAGAAAGAGCUUUACGUAGGUUAGGAAUGGAAGGAGUGAUUGAUGAAGAAAGAACAGGAUCAACUUUAUCAUCAUCAUCUUCUGGAUCAUCAUCAUCAGAGGAAGAGAGUGAGAAUUCAGAAGAAGAUGAAGGAGGAUCGGUAGAGGAAGAUUCAUCGUGGGAUUAUAUUGAUCAGAUCGAUCAUGAAUCAAGAUUACAGGGAAAGAGAGGAACCGAUUAUUAUCCGAUGACCAUCAAGGCUAGAAACUCACCUGGAAUGAUUGCUACUAGGUUACAAGUCACGAGUCAGGGAUGGAGAACGUUUGUGUAUCAGUGGGUCAAGUUGGUGGGAGUGAUUGGGUUUGCGGUUAGUUGGGCGGUUUGGCAAGGUCCUAAGAAGAUGUUGGGUGAUGGGCAACGGUUUGAUGAUGAUGAUGAACAUGAUGAUGAAGGAGAGCAAGAUGGGAUCGGAUUUCGAAGGGAGAAGAAAGGCGGUAGGAAGUUGAUUGAGAGAGGCAAGUUUGAGAAACAGGAUCGGAGUGCGGGUGAUGAGAGGCUUUGCCAUGGAGAACUUGAGGAGAAUUUAGAAACUUCUAGUGGGGGUGGGGUGAGUGUUAGUUUAAGUGCUAGUGGAAGUGCUACUGGAAGUGGGAGUGGAAGUGGGAGUGGUAUGAGUGGAAGUGGGAGUGGUAUGAGUGGAAGUGGGAGUGGGAGUGGUGGGAAGAGUGGAAAGAGUGGGAAUAGAAAGAAGGAAAAGAAGUUGGCUUUUAAGAUGAGAUCGUCGAACUUAUCAAUUGAUUGA
Molecule: messenger RNA, 3504 nt
Organism: Melampsora larici-populina 98AG31
Lineage: Eukaryota; Fungi; Basidiomycota; Pucciniomycetes; Pucciniales; Melampsoraceae
Exons: 4
Coding region: 1-3504 (1167 amino acids)
Source: RefSeq, a predicted model, not a curated record